Messenger RNA from Cutaneotrichosporon cavernicola, 1725 nucleotides. RefSeq lists its product as uncharacterized. Gene Ontology annotation, molecular function: monooxygenase activity; oxidoreductase activity, acting on paired donors, with incorporation or reduction of molecular oxygen; iron ion binding. The transcript is spliced from 2 exons. The record is from RefSeq and is a predicted model, not a curated record. NCBI's taxonomy places the organism in Eukaryota, Fungi, Basidiomycota, Tremellomycetes, Trichosporonales, Trichosporonaceae. Bases 1 to 1725 code for a protein of 574 amino acids.
AUGUCCGACACUUUAGUUCCCCCCGCCGCGCUGCGCACACUUCAGAUGGACGGGCUACUCUCCGCGCUGGCCGACGCGCCACGCUGGGCAAUCUACUCCAUCGCAGCAGCUCUCGCCCUCACCGCCAUCAUGAUCUACCGCUACCCCUACCGCGAGCGUGUGCUGCAUUACCGCAACCUCCCCGGUCCUGCCAGCAGCCAUUUCCUCUUUGGCGAUUUCCCCAAGGUUCAAUCCCACCCUACUGGUCGUGUAAUGCAGUCCUGGUUCAACGAGUACGGCCCGACCGUGCGCGCAAAGCUCCUCCUCGGCGACAACCUCAUCGUUACGGCCGACACCACUGCCAUGGCUUUCAUCAUGCAGCACGCCGACCACUUCAUCAAGCCGCCCGCACAGACGCGCAUGAUCACUCGCCUCCUUGGCCACGGUUUGCUCAAUGUCAAUUUCGACACCCACCGCCGCCAACGUCGUGUCCUUAACCCCGCUUUCCACCCCGACGCAAUCCGCGAGAUGGUACCCCACAUGUUCACCAAGGCUUACGAGCUGCGCGACAAACUCAUGGAGGCCUGUGCCGACCCCGAGUACAACGACCCCGAGACUGCCGCUCCGCGUCCCGAGGAUGUCGUCACCGGCGCACGCAAGGUUAACAUGAACAAAUACCUCAUCAACACGACCUUCGACGUCAUUGGCCUCGCGGGCUUUGACUACGACUUUGGCUGCCUCCGCGAGGGUAACCACAUCGUCACCACCUUCCGUAACGCCAUGUCCGAGCUUCAGCGCCUCACCCUGUUCGGUGUUCUCCAGCAGAUGGUCCCGGCCCUUGACAUUAUUCCGUCCAAGCGUAACAAACUCGCCGACCUCGCGCGUAUCGGUACUUCUGGUGUCGGACGCGAGUGCAUCGCCAGGAAGCGCCGCGAGAUGGAGACCCUGCACAAGGACGACUUGUCCAAGGGCACCUUUGUCGGCAAGGACCUCCUCUCUCUCAUGCUCAAGGCCAACAUGGCCAAGGACUUGCUCCCGCGCGACCGCCUCGACGACACCGAGAUGGCAUACCAGGUAUCCACCUUCAUCCUCGCUGGGUCCGAGACGACCUCCAACUCGCUCACUUGGACGCUCUACCGUCUGGCAAUGCACCUCGACGUCCAGCAGCGUCUGCGCGAGGAACUCGAGACUCUUGCCACCGACGAGCCCUCCCUCGAGCAACUCAACACCCUUCCCUACCUCGAGAAUGUGAUCCACGAAUCUCUCCGUCUUGACCCACCCGUCCCCGAGAGUAUGCGUUUGUGCACCCAGGACGUCAUGCUUCCUCUCCACACACCAGUCAAGGGUCGCGACGGCAACAUGAUCGACUCGGUACCCAUGAAGAAGGGCGACAUGAUCAUCACAGGGUACAUGCAGGUCAACCACAACAAGGACAUCUGGGGUCCCGAUGCCGACAAGUUCAACCCCGACCGCUUUGACCGUCCCGGCAUUCCGGCGCGCAAGGCUCCGGGUACUUGGGGCAACAUCACCAGCUUCAAUGGCGGUAACCGCAACUGCAUCGGGUACCGCUUCGCCCUCGCCGAGAUCAAGGCUAUCCUCUUCGUCCUCCUCCGCCACUUCCAAUUCGAAAUGCUGCCGAGUUCGCCUACCAUCACGGCAAAGAACUUUAUCAUCAUGCUCCCAUGGGUCGUCGGCGAGGAGAACGUCGGGAGCCAGAUGCCCCUCAUGGUCCGCCCUCUUGAGUAG